Nematolebias whitei (Rio pearlfish) is the source of this 624-nucleotide messenger RNA. Its product is annotated as mpv17-like protein. Gene Ontology annotation, cellular component: cytoplasm; membrane. Lineage: Eukaryota; Metazoa; Chordata; Actinopteri; Cyprinodontiformes; Rivulidae. The record is from RefSeq and is a predicted model, not a curated record.
AUGAGGCACACGGUGCUGAAAGAAAUCGUCAAGCGGUUCCCCUGGCUGGCCAACGUUACCCUGUACGGCUGCCUUUUCUCUGGGGGGGACGUGCUCCACCAGCUCAUGGCCCAGAAGGAGCGCAUGGACUGGAAACACACACGCAAUGUGGCCAUUGUGGCCAUCAGUUUCCAUGGCAACUUUAAUUACUUCUGGCUCCACGCGCUGGAGAGACAUUUCCCGGGAAAAUCAGCCGGGAUGGUGUUCCGGAAACUGCUGCUGGACCAAAGCUUUGCAUCUCCUUUGGCCACCAGUGUCUUCUACACAGGUGUCAGCUUCUUGGAGGGGAAAGAGGACAUCUUUGAAGACUGGAGGGAGAAGUUCUUCAACACUUGGAGGACUGGACUCAUGUACUGGCCUUUCAUGCAGCUCCUGAACUUCGUCCUGAUGCCGCUGCACCUGCGGACGGCCUUCAUGGGUGGCUGCGCCUUCCUCUGGGCCUCCUUCCUGUGUUUCUCACGGCAGGACGGAGACGGAACUGCCACCGUGGCCCUGGCCUUCAUCAUGGACCCCCAGAGGACUCUGGAGGAGAUGCGAGAGGCCCAGCUAGCCAGGAGGAAGCAGAAGAUCCAGAAAAAAACUUGA